Pteronotus mesoamericanus is the source of this 6032-nucleotide messenger RNA. It is a transcript of the gene COL4A3, whose product is annotated as collagen type IV alpha 3 chain. Gene Ontology annotation, cellular component: collagen trimer; basement membrane. Gene Ontology annotation, biological process: extracellular matrix organization. The transcript is spliced from 52 exons. Gene Ontology annotation, molecular function: extracellular matrix structural constituent conferring tensile strength. The coding region runs from base 77 to 5161 and encodes 1694 amino acids. NCBI's taxonomy places the organism in Eukaryota, Metazoa, Chordata, Mammalia, Chiroptera, Mormoopidae. The record is from RefSeq and is a predicted model, not a curated record.
CAAAAUCCGCCCGGGGCCGGCUGGCGAGCCGAGCUUCACAGCCGGGCUCUCCAAUCCGAGCCAAGCCAGGGACGCGAUGGCCGGGGCGCCUGCGGAGCCCGGGACACUCCGGUACUCUCAGUGGGCACCCACCGUGUGCCUCCGGACGGGGCGGAGGCUGCCCGCGCUUCUGCUGCCUCUUUUGCUGGUGCUUUUGCUGGUGCUUUUGGCGGCCGUGCCCGCCGUGGGCAAGGGCUGUGUCUGUAAGGACAAAGGCCAGUGCUUCUGUGAUGGGACCAAAGGGGAGAAGGGAGAGAAAGGUUUUCCUGGACCCCCUGGGUCUCCUGGCCAGAAGGGAUUCCCAGGUCCUGAAGGCUCACCUGGACCACAGGGACCCAAGGGCUCUCGAGGACUUCCAGGACUCACUGGUCCCAAAGGUGUACGGGGAAUAAGUGGAUUACCAGGAUUUUCAGGUCCUCCUGGACUUCCAGGCACCCCAGGCUAUCCCGGACCUUACGGUCUUCCUGGUUUACCAGGAUGCAAUGGCUCUAAGGGGGAGCGAGGGUUUCCAGGAUUUCCAGGGACACCAGGCUACCCAGGGGUCCCGGGUGCUGUUGGUUUAAAAGGAGAAAAGGGUGCUCCUGCGAAAGAAGAAGGUAUAGAACUUGAUGGAAAAGGUGAUCCCGGGUUGCCAGGAGCUCCAGGAUUACAGGGUUGGCCAGGACUCCCAGGUUUUCCCGGACCCAUCGGCCCACCUGGCCCUCCAGGGUUCUUUGGCUUGCCAGGAACCAUGGGGCCUCCAGGACUUAAGGGGCACAUGGGUGAUAACGUGAUCGGACCAAAAGGAGAGCGGGGUGUGAAAGGACUAAGAGGACCCCCCGGACCACCAGGCACUGUUACUGUGAUGCUGACGGGCCCGUAUAACAGGACGGAACUCAAGGGGGAGAAGGGAGACCAGGGAGACGAGGGCAAAGCUGGACCUCCUGGACCCUCGGGACCACCCGGGGACUCUUACGGAUCAGAAAAAGGUGCCCGUGGAGAACCUGGCCCACAGGGGAAACCUGGAAAAGACGGUACCCCUGGGUUCCCUGGCAUUGAGGGAGCCAAAGGCAGCAGGGGUUCGCCGGGGUUGGUGGGUGAAGACGGCAUCAAGGGGAGGAAAGGGGACAUUGGCCCUCCAGGAUUUCAUGGUCCAACAGAAUAUUAUGAUGUAUACCCGCAAAAGGGAGAUGAGGGGAUUCCAGGCCCACCGGGGCCCAAAGGAGCACGUGGCCCACCAGGUCCCAGCGGUCCUCCCGGAGCUCCUGGCAGGCCUGGGCCAUCAAGUCCUGGCCCCAGAGGUGCCCCGGGACCACCAGGCGUGAAAGGAAGUAAAGGGGAGCGAGGAGCCCCAGGAAAGAGUGCAGUGGGGCCUCCUGGGUCCCUGGGUUGCCCUGGUUUUCCAGGCCGCCCGGGGCCGCCGGGACCUCCAGGACCACCAGGUCAUGUCAUUUUUCUGAAAGGCCCCCCUGGGGGAGUCGGACCUCCAGGCCACGUGGGGCCUCCAGGAAUCCCAGGCGUGGACGGACACAAAGGGGAGCCAGGCCUCCUGUGCACAGAAUGUCCGUCUGUCCCAGGGCCUCCGGGUCUCCCAGGACUGCCGGGGUUAGACGGCGUCAAAGGAAUCCCAGGGGGACAAGGGGCAGCUGGCAUUAAAGGAAGCCCAGGGUCCCCAGGAAGUGCGGGUCUUCCAGGAUUUCCAGGAUUCCCAGGUGCUCAGGGUGACCCAGGACUUAAAGGAGAAAAAGGUGAAGCGCCCCAGCCAGUUGGACACGUAGGUGACCCCGGGGACCCAGGGCCCAGAGGGCAGCCUGGAAGAAGGGGCUUGGAUGGCACCCCUGGGACCCCUGGAGUGAAAGGAUCACCAGGACCUAAAGGCGAACCGGCCCUCAGUGGUGAGAAGGGGGACCAGGGUCCUCCAGGGGAUCCUGGCAUCCCUGGGUCCCCAGGACCCCCAGGACCAGCUGGACCGCCAGGCUACGGACUGCAGGGAGAGCCUGGUCCAAAGGGCGCCCAAGGAGUUCCUGGAGCCCAGGGAGCACCUGGAGAAGCCGGUCCUAAGGGAGAACCCAGUGUUUCAACAUCAGUCCCUGGGCCCCCAGGACCUCCGGGGCUCCCCGGCCGUGCUGGACCCCAAGGCCCACCUGGUCUCCCUGGGCCCAAAGGAGAAUAUGGUGACCCAGGGAUUCCCGGGCCUGACGGCGAUGCAGGGAUUCCAGGAAUUGGAUUCCCUGGGCCUCCGGGACCCAAAGGAGACCGAGGCUUUCCAGGAACAAAAGGAUCCCCAGGUUAUCCUGGAGAAAUGGGAAAGCCAGGGGUACCUGGAGAUCCAGGCCUCCCAGGAGCCAAGGGAGAACCAGGACUAGCCAUGCCUGGAGAACCAGGAACACCAGGUUUUCCAGGAGAAAGAGGCAAUUCUGGGGAAAAUGGAGAAAUUGGACUCCCUGGAUUUCCAGGUCUCCCUGGAAUUCCAGGAACUGGAGGGCUUGAUGGACCACGAGGGGAUCCAGGGCAGCCUGGACCUCCUGGAGAAAAAGGACUCCCAGGAAGAUGCAUAGAGGGUCCCAGGGGAGACCCAGGACUUCCAGGCUUAAAUGGAUUGGAAGGGCAACAAGGCAGAAAAGGUGAAACAGGACAAAAAGGAGACCCAGGAGUUCCAGGCAUGGGUCAGCCAGGAUUUCCUGGAGAACCUGGACCACCAGGAAUGCCAGGUCAUCGAGGGGAGAUGGGACCGCCUGGUCAGAAAGGAUAUCCAGGAGAUCCAGGAUUUUUAGGGCCACAAGGUGAAAGAGGAAUGGUCGGGAUGAUGGGCUUUCCGGGCCACACUGGCCUCCCGGGGCCUCCCGGGAACCCUGGCCCGCCUGGACAAAAGGGUAGCUUCGGAAUUCCAGGGGCCAAGGGUGAGAGAGGACCCCCGGGAGCCAAGGGGGAAAAAGGAGCUAAAGGACUUCACGGGCCGUCUCAAACAUUCCAGAUACUGGGGGACAAAGGAGAACCGGGCCUCAAAGGAUUGGCAGGGAGGCCGGGGGAGAAAGGAAGCAGGGGCACUCCAGGGUCACCGGGCCUAGAAGGGCUCAGAGGGCCACCUGGACCAGCAGGACCACCAGGCCCCAGAGGAGACCCUGGAAGCACUGGAAGCCCUGGAGGACCCGGACCCCGUGGCCCGCCAGGAAGCAUGGGGAACAUGGGGUUACCAGGGUCCAAAGGAGAGAGGGGAACUUUGGGACUCCCGGGUCUACCUGGAAGACCAGGCCUCCCAGGUAUUCAUGGUCUCCAAGGAGAUAAGGGAGAGCCCGGGUACUCAGAAGGUGCAAGGCCAGGACCGCCAGGACCAAAGGGAGAACCAGGAUUGCCAGGUGACAUGGGAAAGAAAGGAGAAAGAGGACCACCUGGCCCACCUGGAUAUUCAGGGCCUGCUGGACGUGACGGAGCCCCCGGAAGUCCCGGAAGCCCUGGUCUCCCAGGAAAGCCAGGACCGGAUGGUGAAAUGGGGUCUAAAGGAAUGAAAGGCUUCCCUGGAUGUCCAGGAACCAAAGGCCCUCCAGGCCCCCCAGGACUCCCAGGAAAUCCUGGACCAAUGGGUAUGAGAGGUGACCAAGGACGUGACGGAAUUCCUGGCCCAACAGGAGAAAAGGGAGAAACGGGUUUGCUGGGGGCACUUCCAGGCUCAAAAGGGAAACCUGGUGCUCAAGGAGCCAAAGGAGACAGAGGAGCCCCAGGCUUGCCAGGCCUCCCCGGCAGGAAAGGGAUGACGGGAGACGUUGGGCCGCAAGGACCCACCGGGAUGGCAGGAUUCCCAGGGCCGCCAGGGAAACCCGGUGCAAUCAUCCCCGGCCAAAAAGGAAACCGAGGUCCACCAGGCUCAAGAGGAAGCCCAGGUGAGCCUGGUCCACCCGGACCUCCAGGGAGACACGUAAUAGGCAUAAAAGGAGAGAAGGGCGUGAUGGGCAAGCCUGGCCCAAGAGGCCCCCCCGGAAUGGCAGGAGACACAGGGCCACCAGGUCUUCCGGGAGCACCAGGAACUCCAGGUCUGCCAGGUCUUAGAGGUGAUCCCGGGCUCCCAGGGUUUCCAGGCGUGAAAGGAGAGAAAGGUGAUCCAGGACCUCUGGGACCAACUGGACCUCCAGGGAAAACGGGGCCUAAAGGACCACCAGGUGUACGUGGCGACCCUGGCACAGUCACAGUCAUCUCCCUUCCAGGAAGUCCAGGGCCACCGGGCCCAGCUGGACAACCGGGGAUACAAGGAGAUCCCGGGCCACCGGGGCCACCGGGGCACCCAGGACCCUGUGGGCCAAGAGGUAAACCAGGCAAGGAUGGAAAACCAGGAAUUCCUGGACCACCUGGAGACAAAGGCAACAAAGGUCGUAAAGGAGAGCGAGGACUUCCUGGAUUCGAUGGACUGCCGGGUUUGAAGGGGAAACCAGGCGACACUGGACCACCUGCAACCAGAACCACGAUGAGAGGCUUCAUUUUCACCCGGCACAGUCAGACCACAGCAAUUCCUUCCUGUCCAGAAGGAACAGAGCCACUUUACAGUGGGUUUUCUCUUCUUUACAUACAAGGAAAUGAACAAGCUCAUGGACAAGACCUGGGAACUCUUGGAAGCUGCCUACAGCGAUUUACCACAAUGCCGUUCUUAUUCUGUAACAUCAAUGAUGUAUGUAAUUUCGCAUCUCGAAAUGAUUAUUCGUACUGGCUCUCAACACCAGCUCUGAUGCCAACGGAUAUGGCUCCAAUUACUGGCAGGGCCCUGGAGCCUUAUAUCAGCAGGUGCACCGUCUGUGAAGGUCCCGCCAUUGCCAUAGCCAUUCAUAGCCAAACCACUGAUGUUCCCUCAUGUCCUGAUGGCUGGAUUUCUCUUUGGAAAGGAUAUUCCUUCAUCAUGUUUACAAGUGCAGGUUCCGAGGGCGCAGGGCAAGCACUGGCAUCCCCUGGGUCCUGCCUGGAAGAAUUCCGAGCCAGUCCAUUUAUAGAAUGUCAUGGAAGAGGGACAUGCAACUACUAUUCAAAUUCCUACAGUUUCUGGUUGGCUUCCUUAAACCCAGAGAGAAUGUUCAGAAAACCUAUUCCAUCUACUGUGAAAGCUGGGGAGUUAGAAAAGAUAAUAAGCCGAUGCCGGGUAUGCAUGAAGAGAACACAGUGAAGAAAUUAAAAAAAAAAAAAAAAAAGGAACUGUUAUUUUUUUCAUCCUAAAUAACAAGUAAUGAUGCAGAACACCUAUUUACCUAUUUUUCUCUAACCAAACAAUACCAUUCUAGAAUGGCUUGGUACAAAGUUUCUGUUUGUUUCCCCACACACAAAAGCAUUUCUUUUUUCUUCUGUGAUACUGGUUUCUAAAUCUGUUUCAAAGUUCUCCAUGGCAAGGCAGCAGAGUUUUCACAAAAAACCACUGAAAUUGUAUUCCACUUGUAUCCAAUGCACUACCUAAAUGGUAACUGUAUAAAGUUUGUGAUACAAGUGAAGACCUACUUGGCCCAUUAAAUUCCCAAGAUGUGCCCCCUUCUAUUUCAGUCUUUGAGACUCAGGGAGGGCACUUUAGUAUUAGAUUGCCCCACCACCUACUUUCUAAGACUUUAGGUCUUAAGCAGACGAGAUGUGCGCAAGUGGAGGACACACAUUAUUGAUGAAACUGGACCUUCGGAUCUGUUAAUUAGCCUCGGGCUGGAGAGGACUGGAAUCAAACUGAAGUUCGUGGAUUUUCUAUGGCUUUUUUAAACAAACGCAAUAGUAAGGCUAAAAGAGGGGUUCCCUGAAUGGAAUCACAAUAGCCCUGGAAACACUGUACGGUUUUGUUUAGUAUUUUUUAAGUCUUUUGGUUUGUCCAGUGCAUUCAUGUCACUGCAGCAAUACGGCCUGCUCCUAUUCCAAGUAGGUACAAUUUUUACCCUUAGUGAAUUAAUUUUAAUAGAAUUUUUACACAUGUACUCAGAGCUGUGUCUAAUUUUAGCUUUUCUUUCACCAGCACUCCCACACAAAUAACAAGAGAACAACUUACUAGGUGUAGAUGUGUACUU